This is a messenger RNA of Schizosaccharomyces japonicus yFS275, 2702 nucleotides long. RefSeq lists its product as hypothetical. The record is from RefSeq and is a predicted model, not a curated record. NCBI's taxonomy places the organism in Eukaryota, Fungi, Ascomycota, Schizosaccharomycetes, Schizosaccharomycetales, Schizosaccharomycetaceae. The coding region runs from base 88 to 2310 and encodes 740 amino acids. The transcript is spliced from 5 exons.
UUCCGUACACGACGAAUUGGACGAGUUGCAUUAAUUGCCCACUCCACCGUGCACACCAUAUCACCGCAAAACAGCCUUGGCACUCUAAUGCCGCCUGAACUUGACUUGGAAUCGCUUAGAAAGGCUGCUCUACAGUCAAAAAAAAAGCACAAUGAUGAAUCGGAGAAAGAAGACGGUGAAAUAAGUGAAGAAGAGGUGAAAUCCGUUACGACUGUUGAGGAACCACCCGAAAAAUCGCCUUCUGAGGAAGAAGAAAUCUCCACUGUGAAUGCACAACAACCGCAACAGCAGCAACAACAACCUGUAUUUCCAUCUCCACCGUUCCCCUUUCCUUUUCCAGCUCCGUUUUUGUUUCCUCCUGGUUUCAUGUUUGACCCUAACAGAAUGCCUUUCUUUCCUCCUAUCCCCCCUAUGGGUGCUGCCCCUCCUUCCCUUGUUCCUACGCUCGUUAAUUCUAUGAAUUCGUUCUCACAACCUCCGCCUAAUCUUCCUAAGCAUCCACGAGGUGCGCGGCCGAUGAAACGAGUUGCCUCCCGUCAACACGUAUCGCAGUCCAGUUCCUCAAGCGUCAACUCUGCUUCCUCCAAAAGCUCUGCGUUUAGUCAUGACAGUUCUGAUGAACGCGAACAUGAACGUACUCAAAGCACUUUAACUUCGAUACAGACCAACACUGAUCUUGCCAAGGAGUGUUCGAAUUACGAGGAAGCAAAGUCUGCAACUCAAGACAUAGUUGAUGCAGGUAUUGGCUUUCAAGAGUUUUUAAAAGAAGGGAUCCAUCCUAUCGCAGUACGACAUCUUUUCUCCCAACUAGGCAUCAACAUUCCCGUUUCUGAGAACGAAAAGAAUGAAGAAAAAGUGCUGGAGGAGCCCCAUCAACCAGCAUCCACUGCUACGCAUACCUCUGUUUCGACUCCUUCAGUGUCCGCUCCCACUACCGCUACUAUUUCGUCUUCUUCGUCCACUUCCUCAUCCGUCUCGUUCACGGCGGACAAUGCGGCCCCAUCCCCCAAAAGACGGCGCACUGUUUCACCUACUCCACCGCUCACACGCCGAAAACCAUUUGGAAGAGGUGUUGGUACGGUUAUUAUUGAACUUGAUUCCGAUAGUAGUGAUGAUGAAUCUACCGGAGUGCCUCCUACGCCCUCUACUGUCACUUCUUCUCAAAUUUCAAAGUCUAGCACUGGCCCUAAGUCGGCCACACUGAACAUCCUUCGUAAGAAGGAAGAGGAGAUUAAGCGGAUGACUUUGCUGAUCAUGAAGCUAGAGGCGUCGAAGAAGACUAAACUUGGUAAGAAAAAAACACCUCCUCCAUUGGCGGCGACACCAACAAUAGCGAUUACUGAAACCUCAAACGCCAAACCUUUAGAAUCGGAAUCAUUGGAAGAAACUGAAAGCAUAGCAUCUGUGUCGGUGCCCACCCCGGUUGAUGCUGAACCAGAUUCGUCGGUGGAGCCUAUGACCGCUCCUUGGACUCGUGAAACAUUCUCCGAUGAAUCUACUGUUGAACCUUCGGAAUCUGCUUCGACCUCGGAAAAAUCAGAAUCUCCUGUCGUGGUCGAGAAAGAUGAACUGGAACUUGCCAAAGAAGAGUUGUCAGAACUAGAGAGGGAUCAUGAACGGUUAAAUGGCGAUAUAGUUCAUUUGAACAUAACUCUUGAAAAGACGCGGAUAGAGCUAAAACAGAACGCGGCUAAGCAAGCUGCUCUUUUGCGGCGUAUUACAGAGUUGUCUUCAGAAAGACUAAGAGCACAACAGCAAGAACAACUUAAGUCACAGCAGUCGAAGAAAAAGGAGGCUCCGAUAGAUACGAAUACCCAAAGCGUUGCGCCUACUCCUGAGACGCAACCCUCAAAUACCGUACAAGAUGCGACCACACACGAUGCAGCGGCUCUUUCUUCCAGUAAACCUCCAGUUUAUAUAACGCCGUUUACGAUGUUAAAGUGCUUCCGGUUUCAUCCUCAAUAUGCACAGGUGGUGAAGGGUGGAAUACGUUCUUUGACGUACAGCAACAAAAUUGAUCCAUUAAAGCCUCUGUGUAAAUAUGAAACAUCCGGUGGCAUUUGCAACGAUGAGUCCUGCGGCGACGCCCACUUUGCGGAUCUUGGAAUGACGGACGAAGAAAUCCUGAAGGAUCUCGAGAAGUGUGAAGAGCUUAUUCUUCCCGACAAACUGGCCUCAUAUCGUGAGGAAAUGUCUGCCAUUGUCAACAAGGAGCAGAAGAUAAAUGACGCAGCCACAAGCAGUGACGUUCUUAAUUCUGUCAGCAAUAAGCUCGCUGCUACAUACCAGAAAUGGGUGCGGCCCAUUUGAAGAACUUAACCAUCGUAUGUGUUGAAAGUGUACGCCAGAAUUGAAUCGGUUCUGGGGAGUCUAAUUGAUUAAAGCUAGCUAUUCUCAUGCUCCUAAGCACGACUUAGCUGCUUUUAGCCUCUUAAUGUCGUAUUUACUGACAGUUUGCGUGAUUACUUAGAGGCCGCUUAUUACUCUUUUUGUUUCAUUCUAUUGUAUCCGUUCGUGAUAUGUGAAAAGGAAGUUGGCCGAUAAAAAGAAAAAGAGCGGAGACGAAUUUUCGUCCACACGGACCGGUUUGCUCUAUUGUUUAACAGCUGCAAUAAGAGUUAGCUAGAGCCGUUUGUUUUAGUAUAGUUUCAGUGGGGUUUUCAUUACUUGACUAUAAACGUAUUUUUAGAUGAGAUUCGAUA